AUGCAUCAGAAGCGCGUUGCCGCCGGCAUCAUCGCCGCCUUUGCCGCCGUUGCCACGGCCGAGUCGGACGUCGCCUCUCUGACCAAGGACACCUUCAAGGACUUUGUCAAGGCCAACGACCUUGUCCUGGCUGAGUUCUUCGCUCCGUGGUGCGGCCACUGCAAGGCCCUCGCCCCCGAGUACGAGGAGGCCGCCACCUCCCUCAAGGAGAAGAACAUCAAGCUCGCCAAGGUCGACUGCACCGAGCAGGCCGACCUCUGCCAGGAGUUCGGUGUCGAGGGCUACCCCACGCUCAAGGUCUUCCGCGGCCUCGAGGACGUGAAGCCCUACAAUGGCCAGCGCAAGGCUGAUGCCAUCCACUCCUACAUGGUCAAGCAGUCCCUGCCUGCCGUCUCUCUCCUGACCAAGGACACCCUUGAGGACUUCAAGACGGCCGACAAGGUCGUCCUCGUCGCCUACAUUGCCGCCGACGACAAGGCCUCCAACGAGACCUUCUCCAAGGUCGCCGAGACCCUCCGUGACGACUACCUCUUCGGUGGCGUCAACGACGCCGCCGUGGCUGAGGCCGAGGGUGUUAAGUUCCCCUCCAUCGUCCUCUACAAGUCCUUCGACGAGGGCAAGAACAAGUUCGAGUCCAAGUUCGAGGCCGAGGCCAUCACCGAGUUCGCCAAGACCUCCGCCACUCCCCUGGUUGGCGAGGUCGGCCCCGAGACCUAUGCCGGCUACAUGUCGGCCGGUCUCCCCCUGGCCUACAUCUUCGCCGAGACGCAGGAGGAGCGUGAACUCCUGAGCCGGGCCCUCAAGCCCAUCGCCGAGCAGCACAAGGGCAAGAUUAACUUCGCCACCAUCGACGCCAAGCAGUUCGGCGCCCACGCCGCCAACCUGAACCUCAAGACCGACAAGUUCCCCUCGUUCGCCAUUCAGGACACCGUCAAGAACCUGAAGUUCCCCUUCGACCAGGAGAAGGAGGUUGCCCACGACCACAUCGCCGACUUCGUCAAGAGGUACGUCGAGGGCAAGAUCGAGCCUAGCAUCAAGUCCGAGCCCAUCCCCGAGAAGCAGGAUGGCCCCGUCACCGUCGUCGUCGCCAAGAACUAUGACCAGAUUGUCCUCGAUGACAAGAAGGAUGUCCUGAUUGAGUUUUACGCUCCCUGGUGCGGCCACUGCAAGGCUCUGGCCCCCAAGUACGACCAGCUCGGCAGCCUGUACGCCGAGAGCGAGUUCAAGGACAAGGUCGUCAUCGCCAAGGUCGACGCCACCGCCAACGAUGUCCCCGACGAGAUCGCUGGCUUCCCCACCAUCAAGCUCUUCCCUGCUGGCGCCAAGGACGCCCCUGUCACUUACAGCGGUGCCCGCACCGUCGAGGACCUCAUCGAGUUCAUCAAGGAGAACGGCAAGCACAAGGCUGCCGUCUCCGUCAAGGAGGAGGGCACCGAGGAGGCUGCCCCCGCCGCCACGGAGAAGGAGACCAAGGAGGCCAAGGAGGAGAAGGAGGAGGAGCACGACGAGCUGUAA
Messenger RNA from Purpureocillium lilacinum, 1515 nucleotides. Its product is annotated as protein disulfide-isomerase precursor. Gene Ontology annotation, molecular function: protein disulfide isomerase activity. The record is from RefSeq and is a predicted model, not a curated record. Gene Ontology annotation, cellular component: endoplasmic reticulum. NCBI's taxonomy places the organism in Eukaryota, Fungi, Ascomycota, Sordariomycetes, Hypocreales, Ophiocordycipitaceae. Gene Ontology annotation, biological process: response to endoplasmic reticulum stress; protein folding.